CUCAGUCAGUGUAAAAACAAACAAACUUUAUUAGAACAGCUGAGAAUUAACUCAUUCUCAGCGUAGUCCAAACUAAAUCAAAGCCAAUUCCUCCCAACACAAUUCCUCAGACUUAUCACCAAUCCUGGUCUAAUUAGGCAAACUGCCUUUCUUGGCAAAAGUUCAGAAGACGCCGAUAUGAAAUGCAACAAAACAAAGCUAUCAAGGUUGUUUUCCAGCAAAGAGCACAAACACUGUUGCUGGUCUUUUAAGCCUUAUGGGAAGGGCCAAUCAUCUCUUGGCCCUACUCCCGAGUCAUCCUAUUUGCUUGAGCUGCUCUUGCCUUCUGGCAGCUCUUCUCAUGCGUGCAUUGGGAACAGGCUCCUCCUGAUCCUCUGCCUCACUACUGUCAGCCUCUGGAGGUUCUGGAGUCUGCACCUCACUCCCCGAAGGCCCUGGCCCCACCUCUGCCUCUGACGCAGAGCCCUCAUCCGGGUCUUCCCCAGCCUCCAGGACUGGCCCAUGUUAUUCCUCAGCCUCAUCGCUGUUUGACUCCGUUGCCAGCUCCGCAGGCUGCUGGCGGACCACAACAAAAGCCUCCAGUGAUGAAGCACCCACAACUUCUGAUAGCAAGCUGUUCCACUGGUUAAUUGUCCUCAUUGUUCGGAAGUUUCUCCUUAAAUCCCUCCCAACUUCCUAGGAAUCGUGGAUUGAGUAUAAGCUGGAAAAGAAGAGCGUUACUGGCUUCCCAUCCAGAUCUCCCCAACACUAUGGAACCCAAGGGAGCCAUUCAAUAAUCCCAUUCUCUCAGGUAGGUUGUCUCCAAAGCACCUGGCAGCAGAACAAGAAGUAAUGGGUGGAAACCAAUCAAAGAAAAGAUCCAACUUGAAACCGAGGAGAAAUUUCCUGACAGAACAAUCAACCAGUAGAACAGCUUGCCUCACAGCUUGCUCCAUCGCUGAAGGUUUUCAAGAAAAGAUUGGCCAACCAUUUAUCUGAGGUGGUAUAUAAGGUCUUCUGUCUUGAGCAGUGGGUUGGACUAGAAGACCUCCGAGGUCUCUUCCAGCCCUAUGAUUCUAUGUUAUAAUCUCAAUAAGGGCAGUUUGAACUUUCUUGUAACGUGGAUUUCCUGUUAUGGACUAUCUAUCUAGUGGGGCUAACAGAAGGCACCUAAGAAAGAUCUUCCUGAGGAAGGAAGAUAUCUUGGCUGUGAUCCUGACCUUCUACGGAUCCGGUAAAGGGACAGCUGAGGAAAGACCGGGAUUGAUUUUAUUUUUGGCAAGUCCAUGAAACACUGCAACACCAAAGAGCUUAAAAGUUUAUGACUUUAAACAUGAGGUUGAAUACACAUCAUAGAAACUGUCUUCUAAUUUGGAGUUGACGAAGUAUCUCCUCAGAUGCCCCGUUCCCCCCUCCCCCAACUAAAAUAUUGAGUUAUCUGGGAAAGGAAAUGCUACCUUUUAGUAGCAUGGAUUGCAAAUCCACAGCCCCAGUUCCAAAUUGUACACGGGCUAGAGGAGACUCUCUUAAAAGUCCAAGAGUUAAUUUAUAACCCGCCAAAGAGCCAUCGGAAUUGAUAAGCCUAGUUGUAAUCCUAAAGACAUGCUGUACCUACGUCCUGUGCCAGAGCCUUUCGAAACAAAGGUUGCCUGCAUUCUCCAAAAUAACCCCACUCAACCAGGGUGGGUCUUCUGCGUGAAUUAGCUGGGCAUCCACAGCACCUAGUUUACUUUGGAUUGGUUGCCUCUCAGUCCUAGAUGGUUCUUUCAGUAGAAAGUGCCAUGGAGUAGAGCGGAGGUCUCCAGACUUGGCUACUGUAGGACUUGUGGACUUCAGCUCCCAGAAUUGCCCUAGGAGUUGAAGUCCACAAGUCUUAAAAGUCGCCAAGUUUGGAGACCUAGCUAGGGAAUUCUGGGAGUUGAAGUCCACAAGUCUUUAAAGUUCCAAGUUUGGAGACCUAGCUGGGGAAUUCUGGGAGUUGAAGUCCACAAGUCUUUAAAGUUCCAAGUUUGGAGACCUAGUUGGGGAAUUCUGGGAGUUGAAGUCCACAAGUCUUUAAAGUUCCAAGUUUGGAGACCUAGUUAGGGAAUUCUGGGAGUUGAAGUCCACAAGUCUUUAAAGUUCCAAGUUUGGAGACCUAGCUGGGGAAUUCUGGGAGUUGAAAUCCACAAGUCUUAAAAGUAGCAAAAUUUGGAGACCUAGCUGGGGAAUUCUGGGAGUUGAAGUCCGUAAGUCUUAAAGUCGCCAAGUUUGGAGACCUAGCUAGGGAAUUCUGGGAGUUAAAAGUCCACAAGUCUUAAAAGUUGCCAAGUUUGGAGAUUCGGGAAUAGAAUGAAGAACCUCACUGGUUCCGAGCCUAACAUCUCAAGGUUGACUUCAAAGCCAAUCUUUCCAACUUCCUAGGAAUUGUAGCUCGGACUACAAACUGGGAAAGAAGCACCUCAUCGGGUUCCACCCCCCCCCAGACCAAAUCUCCCCAAACACUGUGGAACCCAAGAGAAAAGCCCCUCCAUAACCCCACAUCCCUUUUCCCCGGGUGGCUUCCUUUGGGGAGGGAAGAAGCAGCUGAGGCUGAGUAAACAAGGCCCCUUAUAACUCCAGCAAACCUUACUUACUCCUCGGAGUUUCCGAGGGGUGGGGUGGGGGGAGGGGGAAAUCUGCUACUCCAGGGGCGGGGCUUCUGGGCCGUGACGCAAUUCAAACCAACCAAUCCCCUCCAGCCAAGACUUGGGAGAGGCGGUGAGAUCUUUGAGCAGCCUUCCCACCCACCACACACACACACACACACACCCCGCAGGGGGCUUUAAAAAGGAGCUCCAUUUUGGGCCGUCCGUCCGGGAGGCGCUGUGUGUGUGUGCGCGUGUGGUGGGGAGGAAAGGUGUGUGUGUUUGUGUGUCUGUCUGUCUGUGUGUCGUUUUACCCACCCCGCCCUUGUUGGCAGCGCAGGAGAAGUUGCAGCGCCUGGCAAGAGAAAGCGAAAGAGGGAAAGAAAAAAAAAGUGACUUUUCAGCAGGGAGGAAGAAGAGAAGGAGGAGGAAGAAGAAGAAAAGGAGGAGGAGGAGAAAAGAAAAAAAGGAGGAGAAAGAAGAGCUGAUAUUGCUGGAGCUGCUGGGCGGCCGGUGGCGGCGCUGGAGAGGACGCGAGCCAGCAGCAGCAGCAGGAGCAACAGCCGCCGCCGUGGCGCUAGAGCGAGGAUGAAGCCGGCGGGCACUGGCGGCGCCCUCGCAGCCGGAGGAGGAGGGGGUAAAGCGGCAGGGCUGGCUCCGAUCGCCGCUGCCACCGCUGCCACCGCUCCGGCUUCUUGCCCGGCGCCGUCGGAGAAAGUGGUCCACUCGCGCUCUCAGACGCUCUUCUGCAACGGCACCAAAGCGCUGGGCGACGCCUUGAAGCAGCUGGUGCCCCGCUCGACGGCCUUCAUGAGCUCCGACGCCGAGCUGUGGGAUUUCCUCUGCAGCCUCAAGCACGAGUUCUCGCCGGUCAUCCUCCGCAGCAAGGACGUCUACGGCUACGCCUCUUGCCGGGCCGUCGUGCCGGAUCUGCCUCGGGGUUGGGACGCUCAGGAGGCCCGGGCUGGCGGCAGCAGCAGCAGCAGCAGGAGAGGAGGAGGAAGAAGAACCGCCCCGGCAGCCGCCGCCAACAACAAGAGGAAGCGCCCGCCGACCGACGCCAAGAGCCGCCGCCGAGGAGGUGGAAGCACGAAGCGAGCGGCCAAGAAGCGCAAGGAGGACGGCUGGACUCCGGCCCCGCCGUCCUCCGAGCUCUGGGCUUGCGACAAGCGGGCAGAUCCGGCCCGACGGACCUCUUCGGAGCCGGAGGCGCUUCCCGAUCCUCCUCCUCCUCCUCCUCCGAUCCCGAACAACCCGCUGACCGCCUUCCCUCCGGUCAAGGUGCGCGGCGACAUCUGGAAGCGGCGCAAUUUGGAAGCCGCCCGGCGCCGCGCCCAACGCCUCUUGCGGGUCAACCUGGAGCCCGUGGUCAGGUUGCGUCGGAUCCCCGGACCGACCUGCGGCUGAGGAUCGCCGCGUCCCCUCUUCAAUGCCCGGGGAGAGAGAGAGAGAGACCACCCACCCAACCUUUCAGAAGACCUUAGCAGACACGUGUCCAGCCGCCUGUUUACAAGUCCUGGUUUGGGUUGGACGGCGCGGUCCUUUUCUUUUUUUUUUCUUUUUGUAAAGACACCGGGCGCUGCACUUUAAAAAAAAUAAAUAAAUAAAGGGCCAAGAAAGGGGCUCGUCUCCUCGUCCUUCGUGGUUUGCUUGGAGCCAGGAAAACAAACCGGGGUUCGUGGUUCGUCUGGAUCGGGCGGAGGGAAGUGGAGGCAAAAAGACAAGAUGCAAACUUUUCUGAAGUCUUUCGGACUUUCGCUUUCUUCCCCAUUGGGCUACCUCACUUGACUAAGGAAGCACCGUUAACUUUCUGUUUUUUUCUUCCAAAGAACUUUUCUUGCCCAGUUGCAAUAAAACGCCGAUCCUGGAUUGUUGCUUUUUUUGGUUUGUUUGUUUUUUCCUCUUCCCUUUUUUUUUUUUUUUCUCCUGGGACUGUGAUGAAUCUGACUUUUUGUACUAUAUUGCACUAUAUACUCAGGGUUAUUUGAAUAUGCGAAGGGUUUUCCAGUUGUUGUUGUUUUUUUUUGGAGGGGGGGGAGACGAUGACGCAUCAGCUUUGACCAAGGACGUUUUGAAGAAUGAAAACUUUUUAAAAGGCUGAUUGAUCCCCUAGUGCAAAAUAUUUCAUGCUGUUUCCAAACCCUUCCCCUCCCUUUAUUUUUUUUUAUUCUUAUUUUUUGUAAUUUGGACUUGAUAAAGACACCGUUUCGAUAUGGUAACGUGAUUUUGUAGCUGAUUAAAAAAGUUUUAUAGUUGGAAUGAAGUCCUGUAACGGCUUGGAGAGACGCCUUGUAUUAGAUACACACUCACUUUUAUAUUGAUUUUUUUUUUUGCUUUAGAGAAGCUCCUAUCGACUGAAGUAAAAAAAAUAAUAAUAAAAAAAUUUAAAAUCUGAA
This is a messenger RNA of Ahaetulla prasina, 4981 nucleotides long. It is a transcript of the gene CCDC71L, whose product is annotated as coiled-coil domain containing 71 like. Lineage: Eukaryota; Metazoa; Chordata; Lepidosauria; Squamata; Colubridae. The coding region runs from base 3174 to 3992 and encodes 272 amino acids. The record is from RefSeq and is a predicted model, not a curated record. The transcript has a single exon.